Molecule: messenger RNA, 2571 nt
Organism: Chondrus crispus (carragheen)
Lineage: Eukaryota; Rhodophyta; Florideophyceae; Gigartinales; Gigartinaceae
Product: adenine specific DNA methyltransferase
Exons: 2
Coding region: 1-2571 (856 amino acids)
Molecular function (GO): N-methyltransferase activity; DNA binding
Source: RefSeq, a predicted model, not a curated record
AUGGCAGCAGACGGAGACUACACGUUUAAGGAAUUAGGAAAGACGUCAAGAUUCGUCCUGCACUCGUAUCAAGUCCUCGACCUUUGGAGACAUGAACAUCCCGGCAAGGAAAUAUCAUGGAAAGACUACAUGGCAUGGGUGUUGUCUUCACAUUUCUCCGCACAGACGACCCCACGGCCCAUUCAAGUACUGCUUCAGUCUUUGUUUGGAAACGUCCUGCUCUAUACUCAUACGAAAGAGUCAUGUACGGACAUGCUGGAUUCGCGAUCUAAUGCGAGAUCGUUUCGCGUGUUUAAGAGCACGUUUGCGACAAGAGGAACGGAUGGACGUGUUCGUGCUCUUAUCGAGCAUGUCCUGACUUCACACCUUCCUAUGAGAUUUAUGGCGUUGAUCUGCUCUUCAUUCACGUUCAUCGGAGAGAGCAAGACUCGUCGCAAGUCAAGUCCUUUCCCGACUACUGAAGCAACCCCCUUUCAACAGCUGCUACACGUCUCAGCCGUGGUCAAGCUCAUGGCAAUUGUCAAUAACAGCAGGCCGAGUAAACGACGACGUCUGGACGCAACGCCGGAUGAGGCUGUCAAAGUUCUCUCUGUACAAGGUCUAACCGAUUUGCGUGACCCACUUCCGCAGAAGAUUGGCUACAUCAUCGAGACUGUUGUCGGUGCUUGGAAUUGCUUUGCAGAGUACCUCGGAUUUCAAAGCUUGGAAAGGAUGAGUGCACCCUACUUGAGAUUGGUAUCUCCCUUGGCGCAGUUUGAAGUGAUUCCAACCCGAGAAGAAGGGUUUGCACCACUGUCUACGCUGGUCAAGUUUGUUGAAGACAUGCCGGCAACAAACGAUCGAACGAAGACCUUUACCGAUGCCUUCGAUCGGCCUGCAAUCGUUGACAGCAACCUUUGCAAGUUUUUGGGAGACUUUUUUCAAGAUUUGGAACGCGCGUUAUUGUCAAGUGAUCUCUACUCUGCUAAAGAAGUCAAGGAAAUGUUCUUUCUGACCAAGUACGUUCGACGCAGGGGCAUCCUGCCCCCGAGAUUCCGAUCCUACUGUGCGGCAUUGGUGAGACAGGUCAAAACCUAUACGAGUGAAAUCGCUUCCUCAGCGGCUCUUCCCGGUGAUCCUUUUCCUCCUCCUUCGCCAGGUGCAACGACGAAUCUGGCUUCUGCUUCUAGUCAGGUCGUAUGUGCACGGCACGUUCUUCAAGUGGUGGGGGAGGCUGAAUCCACUUCAACUGCGUCGGAUGAAGCCUCUCUGGAAGCUUUGAAUGAGGGAGAGGACGUGCACAACGAGCGGAUCGUUUUCUCUGAGAUGAGGAAAGCAGCCGUGAGGAUGUACAACUGCGACUUUGAAUCUUUCAUUGAAGCGUACGAUGCCCUGACCGAAGACGAAGAGCUGCAUGGAAAAGUUCAGCUUGUUCUGACGGACCCCCCCUUCAAUGUCCGAAGGGACAGGGGCCGCAGCCAUGCUGAUUACGAUGAAAUCCGGAAAGAACAGUAUGAGUCUUUCGUUAACUGCGUCGACAAGAUGCUUCGUCCAGGAGGGCAUGCGCUGAUAUUCUGCUCCGCUCAGCAAUUCACUAUAUGGAGAGAAGCAUUCACCGCCCAUCCUACGACGUCUAGAGACUCAUCAUCAUCGUCUCAAGCAAGCCAGCCCACAUUUUGGGUUGCGUCCACUCCGCUGUACUGCAUAUACCAUCCAUCUGUAUGCAAUGGGUUCCCUGGACGCGCGACGUUUGCGCUGUCCAACAUGGCGGAAGUGGUCAUUCAUGUGAUGAAGAAGGGUCCACAGUUCAAGGAAGGGAGGCUCAUGGUGAACUACAAGUGUUUCAACUACGUUCCUUCCGAGUACCCUGCGACUCGCAAUGUCAUUAACAAUGUCAUGGGCCUCGUUCCGGGAGAACGGCACAUGGUCAAGGUCGGAGAUACCUCUCGCAUGCUAAGGCCAGAGCAGAAAUGCGUGUCCCUUUUGAAAGAGCUCAUCUGUCGUUUCUCCCAGGCAGGAGACAUUGUUGUGGACCCGUUUGCCGGAACAUUUUCAACGGCUAUCGCAUGUUUCAAUCUGGACAAGGAUAAUGGAGCAAGGAGAUUUAUUGGUUGCAAAAAAGAAGCUGUGUGCUUCGAGCACGCCAAGAAGAAAGUCAUUGAGAGCUACGCGGGGGCUAUUGUGAACAAGCUGGUGGACAACAAGCCAUACGGAGAAGGGCUUAUGGGAGUGGACCGCGAACGCUUCAUGACCUAUGCCAUGCUGGUGCCAACGCAGGGACGAGUUUUUCAGAAUGUGACGGACCUUAUCGAUGGACAAAAGGCCAUUUCAAUCGUCCCUUCCAGAUUUUGCAUCGGGGCUUUCAUCAACGACCACCGCUAUCACCCAGAUGAUAAGGAUCACAAAGAUUUUGUUGACGGUCGUCUCGCCAAUCCGAGAAACGUCAACGUUGCAUAUGAUCUGUCGGUGUCAAAAGUGACCUCGACGUCUGCGUUGCAGAAACACACGCUGAUGCGCGUCAAGGCAUUGAGGCUUAUCAAUCCUGGAGAGGAACUGUUCGCCGACUACAUUAGAGAUAUCUUCAUAGAGUAG